Molecule: messenger RNA, 1032 nt
Organism: Pleurotus ostreatus (oyster mushroom)
Lineage: Eukaryota; Fungi; Basidiomycota; Agaricomycetes; Agaricales; Pleurotaceae
Exons: 8
Coding region: 1-1032 (343 amino acids)
Biological process (GO): protein phosphorylation
Cellular component (GO): cytoplasm
Molecular function (GO): ATP binding; protein serine/threonine kinase activity
Source: RefSeq, a predicted model, not a curated record
AUGGCGAAUUCAACUCCUGGAUCAAGGCCAUCAUCAACGGGUGGCACACGAGCUGUGGGAAGCUCAAGAACGUUAAAUGACUAUCAACUUGGGGACUCGCUGGGGAAGGGUGCCUUUGGCCAGGUUUACAGGGCACUCAAUUGGGCCACUGGCGAGACUGUCGCCAUCAAGGAGAUUCAGCUCAGCAAUAUUCCAAAGUCUGAGCUUGGAGAAAUUAUGUCCGAGAUAGACCUUCUGAAGAAUCUCAAUCACCCGAACAUCGUCAAGUACAAGGGGUUCGUAAAGACUCGCGAAUACCUUUACAUCAUUCUCGAAUUCUGCGAGAACGGGUCUCUGCAUGGUAUUCUGAAGCGAUUCGGAAAGUUUCCCGAGAAUCUAGUCGCGGUCUACAUUGCACAGGUGCUGGAAGGGCUCGCGUAUCUCCAUGAUCAGGGAGUUAUUCACAGAGACAUUAAAGGAGCUAACAUCCUCACAAAUAAAGAUGGAUGCGUUAAGCUGGCGGACUUUGGUGUGGCUACUGUAGGUGGAGGCGCCAGAGAAAACGCGGUUGUAGGCAGCCCGUACUGGAUGGCCCCCGAGGUGAUCGAGCAGCGCGGUGCAACAACGGCUUCGGAUAUUUGGUCUGUUGGAUGCCUCGUCAUCGAGCUCCUUCAAGGGCAUCCGCCAUAUCACACCCUCUCUCCAAUGCCAGCGCUGUUCCGAAUCGUCCAGGAUGAUUGCCCGCCCAUUCCCGAAGGUGCUUCAAAUGUAGUCAAGGACUUUCUCUAUGCAUGCUUCCAGCGGGAUGCUAAUCUACGAGUCGGCGCACGACGUCUGCUCAAGCACGCCUGGAUCGUUGGAGCACGGCGGGGGAUGGGAGGACAGAACGUAGACGACCGCCUCGAGAAGACGAAGCGGGACUCCAGAGAGCAUGCCGCCAAAACCGAGGAUAAAUUACUGAAGCCAGCCGGAAACUGGAACUACGAUGAAGCCGUGCUGAAAGUCCAAGAAUGGAAUGAGGCGUUGAAAUGUAUGCUUUCGCCACGCGCGUAA